UUUUCAAGGAUUUCGGUGGCGUUCGCUUCAUGUAAAGGUUCUUCGGAGAGACUUAUGCGCGUUCCUCGGUUCAGUGGGAAGUUGGGAGUCGUUGGUUGCUCUCAGAAUCACAGACCACAACAGGAUCUCUCUCAUAUAUGGCAUUAAAGCAGAUGAUGAUUUGGUUUUUGUUUGCAAAUAUUUUCCUUGGUGAAGGCAGACAUCUAAAAGAGAUAUCGAGUUGACGUCCUCUUUCUUGAAAAAAAAUAAAGAGUUUUAUAUUUCACCCCUCCUUCCACCUGCCAACUCUUCAAAGGCCAUUCUUUCAUCAUCAGGAAUCCUGCCAAGAAAAACCCAACAAGGCUAAAAGCCAUUUUUGGAGAUCUCUCGCAUAAUUUAGCCACUGCUUUGAGCUCUUCAGGAUUGGAAGACUAUGGGUUUGUGCUUCCAUUGGUUAAAUACGGUCUUUCUCUUGUUCAAAGCAUAGAGGAUUUGCCAGAGGGGCAGAGGAUUUGGGUCCUGUCUUUUAUGGCUUUCAGUUGGAUUUACUUGAAUGCAAGGCCUGGAGUGUUGAUCGGUGCAAUCGAUGCUUAUCUUUUGGCACCCUUGCAACUAGGUCUUGAUAGUGUCUUAGGGAGGAGGAACCUGAAGAAGACGGAUUUUGUGCUAGGGGACAGGUUGGGAGAAGGAACAUUUGGGGUGGUUUAUUAUGGGGCAAUGGUGCCCAAGAAUUCUGGGUUGCAGGAGGAGGAGGCAGUAAGGAGGACGGGGAGGAGGGUCAGAAGCCCACAAAUGGAUGAAAGGUUUAAGAAUUCUCAGAAGGUCAUUCUUAAGAAGGUCAAGGUUGAAAUUGAAGGAGCCAAAGAAUGUGGAGACUUUGAGGAGUGGUUCAACUAUAGACUCUCAAGAGCUGCUCCAGAGACUUGUGCUGAAUUCCUCGGGAGUUUCGUGGCUGAUAAAACGGUUUCACAAUUUACCAAAGGUGGCAAAUGGCUAGUUUGGAAAUUUGAGGGGGAUCUGACUCUGGCUGACUACAUGAACCGCAAUUUCCCAAUGAACUUGGAAUCCAUAAUGUUUGGACGUGUUUUAAAGGGAAUGGAUACUACCCAAAGGAAUGCAUUGAUCAUCAAACAGAUAAUGCGUUAAAUUAUCACUUCUCUCAGGAAGAUUCAUGAUACAGGCAUUGUUCAUCGAGAUGUAAAGCCAGCAAACUUGGUGGUCACCAGAAAAAGGCAGAUAAAGCUUAUUGACUUUGGGGCUGCAACUGAUUUACGAAUUGGCAAGAACUAUGUACCAGAUCGGGGACUGCUUGAUCCAGACUAUUGUCCCCCAGAGCUGUUUGUGCUUCCAGAAGAGACACCAAGUCCUCCCCCGGCACCCAUUGCAGCUCUUUUUUCUCCAAUUCUGUGGCAGGUUGAAAUUAUUAUCAGCUAAGAAGCACAAGCACCCUGCAUCUCAUUUCACAAAUUUGGGGAUUAAGAAAAUGCAUGUAGAAGAAAAACCAGAGCCAAGUGCAUGAGGAAAGAGUGUACCACUAAAACUAAGAAACAGAGACAAGCCAACAAUUGAUUUGGAUUGGAAAAUUUUGUAGCUUGAGCAGCUUAGCCACUUGUAACAGAGUCACGCUUAGGUUUUGUCAAACAACACUCUACUUCAUGUUUCCGAGCAGAGAAAAUUAGAAAUAUGAUUAUCUCUUAAAAUUGGCAGAUUCCAAAAUGGAUGUUGUGCAUGUAUCAUAGAAGUUGAAGUAAUUUUUUACUCUUAAUCCAUAAGCUGGCAAAGUGGAUGAAUAACCAUGUAUCAUUUUCGCCUGCAAGUGGGUUGGCUGGAUCUAAUGUCUCACAUGGAGGAUGUGUUUCCAUGUCGAAAGUUGACACCUGUAAAAAUAUCAUCUGGAAAAUAACGA
Messenger RNA from Nymphaea colorata (pocket water lily), 1885 nucleotides. Its product is annotated as serine/threonine-protein kinase STN8, chloroplastic-like. The record is from RefSeq and is a predicted model, not a curated record. NCBI's taxonomy places the organism in Eukaryota, Viridiplantae, Streptophyta, Magnoliopsida, Nymphaeales, Nymphaeaceae. Gene Ontology annotation, molecular function: protein kinase activity; ATP binding. Gene Ontology annotation, biological process: protein phosphorylation.